Prunus armeniaca (apricot) is the source of this 876-nucleotide messenger RNA. The record is from the annotation of a GenBank genome assembly. Lineage: Eukaryota; Viridiplantae; Streptophyta; Magnoliopsida; Rosales; Rosaceae.
AUGAAUGAUAAUGAAUCAAGCAAAAAUCGGAAAAGGGCGAGGCGUCGCGACAGAGCUCAGAAUGAAAAGCUUAAGCUUUCUAGCGAAAAGGAAAGUGCUUCCGCCGCUGGAAGAAUCGAUGAAGACGAAGAAGAAAGUACAAAAGCUUCUGCUUCUGCUAAGCGCAUAAAAUCGCAGGGACAGCUCUCAGACUCCUCUAGCUUUCUCGCUAAGAUGAAAGCGAAGCUGUCAGGAGGGCAUUUCAGGAUGAUCAACGAGAAGCUCUACACUUGCACUGGAAAAGAGGCGCUUGAGUAUUUCAAUGACGAUCCAACAUUGUUUGAUACUUACCAUACAGGAUAUCAAGAGCAAAUGUCACAUUGGCCUGAGCUUCCAGUUAAUAUAAUCAUAAAAUGGCUAAAAGAUCACAGUCCUUCUCUGGUCGUGGCUGAUUUUGGAUGUGGGGAUGCACGCCUUGCAAAAAAUGUGAAGAAUAAAGUCUUCUCCUUUGAUCUCAUCUCCAAGGAUCCUUCAGUAAUUUCCUGUGACAUGUCAAAUACUCCGCUUGGCUCUUCAUCUGUAGAUGUUGCUGUCUUCUGCCUUUCAUUGAUGGGGACUAAUUUCCCAAGUUACCUCCGUGAAGCACACAGAACUCUUAAGCCACGUGGUUGGCUUUUGAUAGCAGAAGUGAAGAGCAGAUUUGAUUCAACAACUGGAGGAGCUGACCCAAAGACAUUUACAAAAGCCGUCUGUGAUCUAGGAUUUACCUCUGUGUCAAAGGAUUUCUCAAACAAGAUGUUUAUAUUGUUUUACUUCAAGAAAAAGGAGGAGCAAAGUUCAAAGAAAAAGGAGGUUGAGUGGCCUGAGCUGAAACCUUGUUUAUAUAAGCGCCGUUGA